GAAAUCAAUCAACAAAUGUUUUUUUUUUAAUGAUAGCGAAAUACACAAAUUAUAACGUUAUUAUUCCUAAUAUUUCUGUUUUCUAAACAGAAUUAUCAUAACCGCUGUACUAGCAGAGCAAGCCGCGACACAGGGUAGCCCAGAAUGACAGUGUGCUUGGUUGCCUUUGUUUAUAAACAUUCCACUGCGUGUGUUGCUACGUCGCUUUUCUCCAUUCAACCGUGAAUAUUCGUUGUAAAUAGUGUUCCAUUUGUUUUAUCGUGUUGAUCGCGCACCAUCCGUCUGCCCUUGCAAUUAUACCCAAGUGCCCCCGUAGAUCCCUGCCAACGUCGGCGUUCCCGGUGACGUGCAACUUACUGGCAACCACCACGGCAAGCUACAACAAUGAGUGUUAGGGCUGGUCCACAGCCAGAGACGCUGUUCCAUUCGUGUAUCCGAUUCGUAGCUAAAAAUUUACAGCUAUACAAAAACAUCGAAUAUCUCGAGCUGCUACCGGCGCUGGUAAAGAAUGCCAUCUUUCUGAAUGUGGUGCGCGUUCACAAAGGCUUCCACGAUGAGGAACUGGCCCGGCUGUUGUUGAACUCCUCGCUCACCAGAAUAAAUCUGUCGACAUCCACGAUCACCGACGGUAUCUUGACGCUGAUGGCCGAAAAGUGUCCUCACCUGCGUAGCCUUACCCUAACCGAGGGCAACUAUCGGUUUACCCGUACCGGCCUGAACGCAAUGAUACAGCGGUUGGGCAAACUGCAGCAUUUAUACGUAAAGAAUUGCCCACUGAUUGAUGACGCGUUUGUACGCCUGCUGGCAAAGAGCUGUCCGCAGCUGGACACACUCGAUCUCGAGUCGUGCAAGAACGUUGGCGACGAUUCGGCCGAAUGUUUGCGUGUCAUGCCCCUGGUACGGCUCAACGUUUCCCACACGAGCAUUACGGACAAAUUCUUAAAGUCGAUCGCAAACGAACGAUGCGGAAAAACGCUGGAAGAUUUGAACGUCGGCCACUGUCCGAUUACAAGCGAUGGGCUGUCGGCUUUGUCCUGGAACACGAUCAAAUACAUCGGGUUCGAAGGAUGUAACAUCGAAGAUCUGGAAAUUGUUGGUUUUGGGAAGCAUCUGAAAUAUAUCUGCUGGACUAUCUCUAACUGAUACAGCAGAGGUCGUCGGAAUUAUCGGAAUUAUCAACCUUCAACUACACGAACAAUAUAAAAGGUAAUUUUAUAUUUAUCGAUCUGUUUCAGCUACAAUUGACCACAUUAACCGUCGAACGACAAAUAUUGAUAAAGAUCUCUUCUCACAGUGUAGCAGCACACUGAAUACAGCAAUAUUGGCGUUUAGUGUUAAAUUACACAUAAUUUUCACUCACGAUCUAACAUCGCAAAAACGGAGCAAAAUUUUGAUGAGUUCAUUUUAAAGUUUAAGCUGAAGGCAAUAUAAUCCAGUGAUAGGAAGGCCAGUUAGGCAGGAAAGAAACAGUUGUCGAAAUUAACCAUGGAAGAAGCUAUUAUAUUAUACUGUGGACCAACCAAUGCUAACAAAACGUACGAAAGGAAUCUGCUAACUCCCGCAAAAAAGGAGAAAACGGAAACAAUUGUGGAAAAAAACAUUACUCUCCGCUAGAUGAUAUAGCUAUAUUUUAAACGGAUGCACCGCCGCUAUUAUAAUCGUUCCACUAACUUACACACUCAACCACUAUUUAGCACCCAAGCUCUAGCGUUACUGGUAACUAAAAUGGAAUGAAAAAAACAAAAUUAAACUAUUUCAAACUACUACAAUUUAUAGCAAAAACACUAGCAAAACAGACAAGCAAUCAAUUGUAAUACUAAUGUGUAAGGCAGAUCAGCACAGGUAGCUGUUGAAAUACAAUAGUGUAACGGUUAGUAAACGUUUAAAAAAAAACACAGUUCCUUCCCCACUUUUUCCCCAUUACAUCCCUGUAGCACGUUUUCCCACGAUAUGUCACCAACGUUAAGUGCAACCGCGCAAAUACAAUAACACCCAAAAAAAAACCACGCUAGACUAUACGAUACGUAGCAAUACAAACAGGAUUUUCUAAUGGACCAUUAAGCAUAGUAAUGAUAGUAAUGAUAGCUACACGCAGAGGAGUAGUACAACAAGCAUUCGCUAGCAGUAUAGCGAGAGAACUAUUUUAAAAGAGGUAGCACGUACGGUGAUAUUGUUGUACCCACAGUACAAGCACUGGCCGGUGUAGAAUAAGAGUUAAAAUCAAAUAUACAUAUAUACAUACCCGUAUAAAUAGGAAAUCGGUAUGUUGGCGGUCACUAACCCUCUAGCCCCGAUGCUAGAGUGGAUCGUGUUUUUUUUUCUCUUUUUGGUUGCCAUUUAGUUUUACAUUACACAUUAGUUUGUUAGUCAUGCAGGAUCACACAGCAGCAGGAAUCUGAUUUAUUUGCUAACAAUAUACACAUAUGUACGCCAUGAACGAUCGAUCUCCAUACGAAUGCUCCAAGUGUUUGCUUUAAACGAAAAGUACUGGAUACUUUCAUCUAUAGCAAAUGCUAUAAAUAUUAUAAACAAUUAUCUACUGGCUUUAGUUUGCGGUUUAAGCUUAUUCUGCUGCCAUCAGCAAAACCACCAUCCUCAAGGUUCCCUCAAUUACAUUUACCAACACCCAGGUCCUUCCGCGUGUUUGUUGUCACACGAUACAAAAUGUCCAUUCACCAAAUGCACCAAUAACAAUGUACCAGGCUAAGGCUAUAAUAGUUGAUAGUAAUAUUAGAACGAACAGUAAAAGCAAUGAAUUUUUGAACUAAUCAAAAUGGUUAAAAUACAAUUUUGUUUGGUUUUUUUUUGUUAUCUUUGCCUAGUAAAACUAUCCAAACGUUUGUAAAACUAAUCAUAUUGUUCAUAAUACGAAGCUACAAACGAGUUACUAAUAAUCCGGACCAACAAAUAAAGUAGAGGGUGAUGAAUGUACGGUGUAAAAACAAAAAAAAACAGAAUCAUUUACGGAUGUGUUAACUGGACCUUCGUUAGCGAUAGUAUUCUGUAUAACCUAACUAGCGCAAAAAUAGUUUUUAUGGUAUGCAAAAGAAAGCAAAUGAUGAUAAAAAAGCGUGUAACAGCUUUAAACAUCGAACCAAGAAAGCAAUAGGACUCGUUCGUUAACUGUGGGAAUGUGGCGCUGAAAGGAAAAAGUAUAAAAUCAUACAAAUGUUAGGAUAAAGAAGAGCAAGAGAAAAAAAAGCAUAACCGGCAAUGAACAUUUAAGUUCUCUCACGAUAAUCGAAAUAUUCUUUCCAAGUAAUACGUAAUCGAGCAGUUCUUUGCCAAAGUUUCAACUUCUAAUUAUCAUUUAUCCUCAACACAAAAGUAACUCACUAAUACCGGCAAGAGUUGCAAACAAGUAAACAUCGGAAGAACACAAAUAAUGGGCACACAAAUGCAAUGCUACGGUUUUUACAUAUAAGGCACAAAGAAUUGCACUAAGGACGGAAGGUUUUUUUGCUAAAUAGCGCCAACUAACUACUGUCGAAGAGAGAUUUGUAACGAUGCAAUAAAUGGGAUGAAUGGGUGGAUGGUGCAAAAUGCCAUCGAAUCGGUGAUCCAGACGUUUUUAAAUCAAAAUUUUAUAAUCGAACGUAACGGAAUGGAUAAAAUGUGGACGCUUUUAACCUUAACCGCGUUAAGCCAUCGAACAAAAGGGGAUGGGGAAAAAAUGGAAAUGCAAACAACUAAUAUAAUAACACAAAGCAAACUACUAUAUAUACAUAUACAUAUAUAAAUAUUUAAAUGCAAAAUUAUUGUAAUCGAAAACACCACUAUUUGCUAAAUGCAAACAUUGUUAGUUGUUAUAAUAUUGUAAGUCGCAUCGUAAUCUCGAUUUGUCUUUUUUUUUGUUUUCUCAAAAAUUCUCAACUAAUGCUAAUAAUGCAACACAUUGUAACAACAAAACAAAACAAAGAGACACACAUGCAGAACCAUGCACCAACACUCACUCACUCACUUACGAAAGGAAUUUUGAAGAAAAGUAUUUUUUAUAGCAAUUCAGUAACAUUCAAUAUUGAUAGUUAGUAAGCGCCGAAUUUUAGAGCGUGUUGGAAACUGUUUAGAUAAUUAUAGUAAACUAGUUUAGUGUAUCCGCAUACUUAAUGACGCAUUAGUUUAGAACUUAGUUUUUUUUUUCAUAGCAUUGCAGUUUGUUUUAGACCUAAAUACUUAAUCCAAACGCUUAUUUCAUGAGGCUAUUUUGCAACGAGAUCUACAUAUAUAUUAAAAAAAACAAGUCUUCUUCUUAAUAUACUUUAUUCGCACACAUUUACAUCUCCUAUCGUUAAGUUACUAAUGAUAAAAUGAUAAAAGCAUAUGUGUAUGUAACAAACACCAUAUUAUGUUUAGUACCAGUAAUAAGUAAACGAAAACCUUCAUCACAAUAUAAACCGUCUUGUCAAUAACAAUGCUUUCUGCAAAUGCUCUGUUUUGCAGCUUCCGAUAAGCCUCACUGGCAAUGGAAGUCGCCGGCAGAACAUCACAAAAAGCGAUACUGAAAAAAGACCAAUUAUUAAGGCAGUAUUUUUAUCAAUCAUUAAGGACUAAUUAAACUCAAAUUCACGAUGAUAAUAAGAAAACAAGAAGCGAACAUUUUUUAAAACCAUUGCACACCUCACCAUUCAGUAUGUUUUGUACCUACUAGUAGCAGGUGUUUCACUACACAAACUACAUCAACUACAAUAAUUAUUUUCGAUGAACAACAACAAAAAAUACGAUGGCCGUAGUGUUUGAUAAAUGAUAAUAAAACAGAAACGUCUUGUUGGUUUGUUUUACCAUCCCCCAAAACUUUGGUGUUUGUAUGUUUAGUUUUUACUGUAACAAAACUUGGUUUGUUGAGAAUAUUUAAAUAUUGGACGUUAGCAGUGAGGCGGAACUCGCCAGUUAUACGGGUGGUUGAAUGCAGAAUAUCUUGUCAGACGAGCUAACGAUGAUCGACAGAUGAAAUCGCUUCUUCGAAUGAAACCUUCACAGAGCGGAUAAAGGAGAUACCGGACUAGGAGUAGAUAGUAAUGGAGAGCGACUUUACGGCAACUGGUAUCUCAUUGACAAAGUGUCCCCGACAUAUUCGGACGAUUGUUUCGAGUUAAUCUCAUCGAAAUGUUCACCUAGCGAGCAAACUUUUCGGUCGAUUCUCGCUAAUUUACUGGCUUCAGGGAGGUCAUCCACAUCAUCAGGCGUACAUGCUGGACACUCUAAUCGUAAUAGAACCAGGCUGCGAAUGAAGAUAUUGAGGUACGAGAUACAUCAGAUAGAUCAGGUAGAUCAGAUAACACCCUGAAAAGCGACAUCUAUAGGUACAUUUUAUAGGAAUCGUAGCUAUUACCUCCACAAACUUUUAUAAUGUUGAACACCCCUUUCAUUGUGCGAUAGUAAGUUCAUCGUACACCUCAUGAAGUAUGUUGUCGUACGCAUUCGGACCUAAAAACCAUUAUGAGGAUUUUUUUGAACGUAGCUAUGACGUCGCUUUGGACAGAAUCCUUGUCACAUAUGCCUGUAAGCAUUGGUAUAUUGAGAGGAGCAUUUUCGUCAGGACAUAACCAUCAGGACAUCCAUCUUCAGCUCGCAUUUAACGCCAUUUGGGGCCGUUCAAAAAAAAAAGCUUCUCUUAGCUCUUUGAGUCUCUAAAGAGUUGAUAAAGUUGGAACUAUUCCUUCACGACCGUGUACAACUUAAGAUAUAGAGUGAAAAUGUGAUCAGUUGCUGGGCGCCGUUUAUCACAUACACCACCGGGUCGCCCCAAGAAUUGAAUUAUAUUAAGUAAGAAUUCUUUGCCAGCGUUGAGUUCUUUCCAAUUGUUUGGAGGAGAAAGGAUAAAAUAAAAUUCGAUAUAUUGUA
Molecule: messenger RNA, 5841 nt
Organism: Anopheles funestus (African malaria mosquito)
Lineage: Eukaryota; Metazoa; Arthropoda; Insecta; Diptera; Culicidae
Product: F-box/LRR-repeat protein 20-like
Exons: 3
Coding region: 385-1143 (252 amino acids)
Biological process (GO): SCF-dependent proteasomal ubiquitin-dependent protein catabolic process
Cellular component (GO): SCF ubiquitin ligase complex
Molecular function (GO): protein binding
Source: RefSeq, a predicted model, not a curated record